AAAGAACAACAAUAACAAAGCUGCCGGUUAAAAACUACAAUUUGUUCCUUUUUGAAAAAUUCAAGUAUGGUUUAAUUGGCAAAAGUUAUUCGGAAGUGAUUUUAACAUUUAUCUUUUAUAAAGAACUACGACAGGAUGAAUCGUUUGCCAUUGCGUGCGCGUGUGCUGUCAGAAUGUUUUCGAAGUAAAUCAUUGGACCCGGUCGCUGUUGUUGAACAUUCUUUAGCGCAAAUAGGAUCCCAUAAGCAUCUGAAUGCGUUUGUGCGUGUAUCAUCGGAAAAGGCGCUGGAAGAGGCGAAGCAGUCCAAGGAUCGUCACGAUGCAAACAGUCCAAAAAGCGUCCUCGACGGAGUAACAAUUGCGGUGAAAGAUAACUUCUGUACCAAAGGAAUUCUCACUACCUGUGCCUCUCGAAUGCUGCAAAACUUCAUCCCCACAUACGAUGCAACGGUCGUGGAGCGGUUACAGACGCGUGGCGCCGUCUUAGUUGGUAAAACAAAUCUCGAUCAGUUCGGCAUGGGCUCUGGCUGUAUCGAUUCCAUCUUUGGACCUACGCGAAACAACUGGAGCGAAGAUACUAACGAUGAUCGUUUUCGUAUUGCCGGUGGAAGUUCGGGUGGAUCGGCUGUGGCCGUAGCUGCAGGGCUAUGUUAUGCCGCCCUUGGAUCUGAUACGGGCGGAUCGACCCGAAAUCCGGCUUCCUAUUGUGGGAUUGUUGGUUUAAAACCGACCUACGGUCUUGUGUCCCGCCAUGGACUGAUUCCGCUGGUAAACUCUAUGGAUGUUCCGGGCAUAAUGACGCGGACCGUGGAUGAUUGUGCAUCCGUGUUAAAUGCCGUUGCCGGUCCUGAUGUCUAUGAUUCCACGACGGUAAAGAGACCGUUUGAAAGCAUCGAACCACUGGAGAAGCAAAUGUCGCUGAAAGGAGUCCGAAUCGGAAUUCCAAUCGAGUAUCACUGCGAUGGCCUCGAGAAGGAAGUGCUGGAAACGUGGACAGUCAUAGCGGACAUGCUCGAAUCUGCCGGUGCUACUGUGAAAGCCGUGUCCUUGCCCAACACCGCAUCUUCGAUAUUCGUCUACUCCAUCCUGAAUCAAUGCGAGGUGGCCAGUAACAUGUCACGGUAUGACGGAAUCGAGUACGGCCAUCGUUCGCAGGAGGACAGCAGCACAGAACAGCUGUACGCUCGAACGCGGGCCGAAGGGUUUAACGGUGUGGUGAAGAACCGAAUUCUGUCCGGCAACUACUUCCUGCUCCGCGAGAACUAUGACAAAUACUUCCAAAAGGCGCUGAAAGUGCGUAGGCUCAUUGCGGACGAUUUUGCCCGUGCGUUCAAGGAGGUGGACGUGCUGCUCACUCCGACAACGCUGAGUGAAGCGCCACUCUACAAAGACUUUGUGCAGAGCAACAAUCGGGAUCAGUGCGCCGUGCAAGACUUUUGUACACAGCCGGCCAAUAUGGCCGGAAUACCGGCGAUCUCGAUUCCGAUCCGACUUUCUUCCCGCCAACUGCCAAUCAGUUUACAGCUGAUGGGAGAUCAUUUUACCGAGCGAAACCUUCUACAAGUCGCCAGCUGGAUUGAGAAGCAGGUUGACUUUGUUGCAAAUUAUAGCUAAAAGCAAAUAAAAGUGGCCGUUAGUGGUUCCAGUUAGCUUA
This is a messenger RNA of Anopheles merus, 1654 nucleotides long. RefSeq names its product glutamyl-tRNA(Gln) amidotransferase subunit A, mitochondrial (gene GatA). NCBI's taxonomy places the organism in Eukaryota, Metazoa, Arthropoda, Insecta, Diptera, Culicidae. Gene Ontology annotation, biological process: mitochondrial translation; glutaminyl-tRNAGln biosynthesis via transamidation. The transcript has 2 exons. Gene Ontology annotation, molecular function: glutaminyl-tRNA synthase (glutamine-hydrolyzing) activity. The record is from RefSeq and is a predicted model, not a curated record. Bases 136 to 1614 code for a protein of 492 amino acids. Gene Ontology annotation, cellular component: mitochondrion; glutamyl-tRNA(Gln) amidotransferase complex.